This is a messenger RNA of Nanorana parkeri, 1099 nucleotides long. It is a transcript of the gene DHRS12, whose product is annotated as dehydrogenase/reductase 12. The coding region runs from base 72 to 1040 and encodes 322 amino acids. The record is from RefSeq and is a predicted model, not a curated record. NCBI's taxonomy places the organism in Eukaryota, Metazoa, Chordata, Amphibia, Anura, Dicroglossidae. The transcript is spliced from 10 exons.
CGAUGGGUGUGUCCUGACCGGAAUGCUGAUAGAUAGCGGUGUGUACGGAGAGGAGUCCACCAGCGCUCGACAUGUCUCUGUACAGAAACACAGUGUGGUUCCUGAAAGGGCUCCGGGAAUAUACCAAAGGUGGAUACGAGUCUGCAGCCAAGUACUUUGCGGCAGAAGAUUUGCAAGUUGACGUUACAGGAAAAUCCUAUAUGAUCACCGGAGCAAAUAGUGGGAUCGGCAAAGCAGCGGCUCUGGCCAUAGCGAAAAGAGGUGGUACUGUUCAUCUAGUAUGCAGAAACAAGGACAGAGCAGAAGAAGCACAAAAAGAGAUCAUUACAAACAGUGGGAAUGAGAGUGUCUUGGUACACCUGCUAGAUAUGUCUAAUCCAAAGGAAAUCUGGGAAUUUGCUGAGAAGUUUAAGAAUGAAAACAGACUCCAUGUGCUGAUAAACAAUGCCGGGUGUAUGGUGAAUAAACGAGAAUUAACAGAUGAUGGAAUAGAGAAGAACUUUGCAACAAAUGUCCUGGGUACCUAUAUUCUGACUAGAGCAUUGUUAUCUGCACUGGAAAAUGAAGAGGGGGCCAGGGUGGUCACGGUCUCCUCGGGUGGUAUGCUGGUUCAGAAGCUGGACGUGUCGGACCUGCAGUUUGAGAAGGGCACGUUUGAUGGAACAAUGGUAUACGCACAGAACAAGAGGCAGCAAGUGAUAUUAACUGAACAGUGGGCCAAAUCAUACCCCAAGAUCCACUUUUCUGUCAUGCACCCAGGAUGGGCAGACACACCAGCUGUAAGGUCAUCCAUGCCGGACUUCCAUGAGAAAAUGAAGAACAGAUUACGGACUGAAGAACAAGGAGCAGACACGGUGGCGUGGCUCGCUUUAUCACCGUCCACAGUCAAACAUCCAAGUGGACUCUUCUUCCAAGAUCGGAAACCUGUUUCUACCCAUUUACCCCUGGCCAGCACACACUCCUCCUCCUCCGAUGAAGAGAAACUUCUCCAGACUCUACAAGACAUGGCACUGAAAUUUGCUCCAUCAUCCAAUCUGUAGACUGAGUAAACAUUCCAUUCUUGUCUAUUAGGAUGAUGUCCAAUGUUUGAUGCUGUGAG